UAAGCCAACAAAAGUAGUUUCUUACUAUUAACCAUUUUCUCGAUAUGGCCGCUAAAAAUGUAAAUAAAAUUACCAGUAUGAAUCCGAUUGCCUUAGCCAGAAUAUUAUCAAGGAGCUAUGUUCCGCACAGAUAUAUCCAUUAUUACAAGCAGCUAAGAAAACAAACUCAAAAGACGGUGCCAGACUUUUCAAGGAUCAUGAACAAAAGCUCGGCGACCAGUUUAAUAAGGGACGAGAUCGUAAAGAAAAAUAAUAUCAAUGCAGAAAAGCGAUACGAAAUUCAACAAGCUGCCGAUCAGGUGCGCAAAAGCAAUGAUAUGCUUAAGGAGCACUAUCUGCUGAAGCGUCAAGAGCAGGCGUCACUAAUUAAAGGUGCUUUGCAGCAGCUGCCUAUGUUGUCAAGAAAACUGAAUGAUAUCAUGGCCCGGGAUUGGGUGAGUUCCAUUCAAAAUCCACCCGUUGUGAAAAUCAAUAGAUGUUAUGGUCUCGAAACCAAAAGCAAUAUAGUUGACUAUAAGCCUCAAGUAAGUGGUUGUUUUAACCGUUGGCACAUGAAGAUUCCAUCCCAAAAGUUGGAGAUACCUGAUGAGAAUAAGACUCAAUCGAGCUAUCGAAGCCGCAAAUCCUUUAAAGUAUUAAAGCCACCCGAAGUAGAAUUGCCAGAGAAGAAGUUGCGCAAUGAAAGGAACGAACAGAAACCGACUCCAAUCAGUAAAAUUGCUAAGAAGGCUAUGCAGAUGUGGCAAAUCGGCGAUCGUAGAAUUCCUCGUUUGGACUGUUAGAAUCUGUGAUUAACAACUCCAUACGCAAAAUAAAUGUACUUAAUAAAUCUUACGACUUUGCUCAUUGAUUACAAAAAAAAAAAUGAACCUUAAAAAUCGUU
This is a messenger RNA of Drosophila grimshawi, 883 nucleotides long. RefSeq lists its product as uncharacterized. Bases 45 to 782 code for a protein of 245 amino acids. Lineage: Eukaryota; Metazoa; Arthropoda; Insecta; Diptera; Drosophilidae. The transcript has 3 exons. The record is from RefSeq and is a predicted model, not a curated record.